This is a messenger RNA of Pseudomyrmex gracilis, 1011 nucleotides long. RefSeq lists its product as uncharacterized. The transcript has 6 exons. The record is from RefSeq and is a predicted model, not a curated record. Bases 1 to 1011 code for a protein of 336 amino acids. NCBI's taxonomy places the organism in Eukaryota, Metazoa, Arthropoda, Insecta, Hymenoptera, Formicidae. Gene Ontology annotation, molecular function: RNA-DNA hybrid ribonuclease activity; nucleic acid binding.
AUGAGACCGACACCAAGAGAAGCGCUGGAAGUGGCGCUCUGCAUUCCACCUNUAAGAUUGACUAUCAUCAGCGCUGCCAAACUCACAGCAUAUAGACUAAAGUGUCAGGAGAAGUGGAGAGAUUACGGAGUAAGUCAUACCAAGCUCGAGUUUCUUCAUAAACNUUCCUUUACCUUAAAGCAAGACAGAAUAUCCAGAAUACGCCAAGUGGACAAGGCGUUCUCCAUAAACUUGAUCACCAGGGCAGACUGGAAAAACAGAAAUCUUCAGAUCCAGCCAGGCACUCAUGUAUGGUUCACUNAUAGAUCUGGAGCAAACGGCUGCUAUGGAGCAGACAUCUACUGUUCAGGAUCAAAUCACAGAGAAGAGACAAGAACUAGGAGGAUCAAUAUCUAUACGGAUAGCAAAGCAGCCAUAGGAGCUCUUGCCAAGACCACUACUGAAUCUUUAGUGGUUUGGGACUGUAUGCAAACUCUAAACAGAUUGGGCGAGCGAAACAACAUCACGCUUGUCUGGUUACCUGGCCACCAAGGUAUUCGAGGCAAUAAAGUGGCUGAUAGUCUGGCAAAACUAAGUACCUUAGAGGAACUAGUCUGUCAGAUAGUUGGAGUUCCCUUUGCAACAGGGAAAAACCAUAUCAAGGACUGGCUGAAAAGGGAGNACAGGAUCUCUUGGGAGAUACUGAAGAGCUGCCGCCAAGUUAAGGCGCUGAUGACUCAGCCAUUGCCAGGGCAUUGGGCCUUCAAGGCACNUUUAUUCAACUUAAGCUUAGUUGAAGAGAGUAGUUGUAGAUUCUGCGGCGAGGAAAAGGAGGACAGCGUGCACAUACUAUGUCGCUGCCCGUCUCUAGCACUCAAGAAAUUCAGAUCCUUGGGCUCUAUAUCCAAGGAUGCUGCCACGAGAUCUCAGGAUCCAGGAUGGACGGGCGAGAACGAACGCAACUCGACACAGUGUUUUUCAGGUACGUACGACCAGUCGCCAACCCCCUACACAGGUUGUGAAUAUUCGUAA